CGCUCGCCUCUGCGUCGUUUACCUGCGCGAGUCGGUGUCGCUUUCGCGGAUCUGGUCGGUAAAUUGUUCCGGUCGGCGCUUGAACCGAAUCGACCGUUUCGCCGCGUCUUUAGGCCGCAGUUUGACGUCUCUGCCGCCGACGUUAAAGAUGUCGUCCGUGGGAGUCCGCGCUGUGCAGCUACCAGCCGCAGAGAACCCAGUGAAGAUGGGCAAGGCCGCGGCAGCGGGUCCGAGGAGAGCCGCUCUCGGAGAGAUCACCAACUUUCCCGGAGCAGCGGUCAACACAAAGAGGACGGGACCAACCAAAACAUCGGCCAAAGCAUCUUGUGCCCAAAAAGCCAAACCCGCCGCAGUCCAGGCGGUGCGUCCGGCCCCCCGGGUCCAAGGACCUGCAGAACCUGUCCCUUCAGUUCCCGAGGGGCCGGCUGACGCCUCCAUGAAGGAGGAGGAACUGUGCCAGGCUUUCUCCGAGGCGCUGCUGUCUGUGCAGGACGUGGACGAGCAGGACGCAGACCUGCCGCAGCUCUGCUCCGAAUAUGUUAAAGAUAUCUACAACUAUCUGCACCUCCUGGAGGUGCAGCAGGCUGUACGAGCCAACUACAUGCAGGGUUAUGAAAUCACCGAGCGCAUGCGGGCUCUUCUGAUCGACUGGCUGGUCCAGGUUCACUCCAGGUUCCAGCUGCUGCAGGAGACUCUGUACCUCACAGUUGCCGUCCUGGAUCGUUUCCUACAGGUCCAGCCGGUCUCUCGCAGGAAGCUGCAGCUGGUCGGCGUGACGGCCAUGCUGGUGGCCUGUAAAUACGAGGAGAUGUACGCCCCAGAGGUCGGGGACUUUGCCUACAUCACGGACAACGUUACGAAGUCUCAGAUCCUGGAGAUGGAGCAGCUGGUUCUGAGGAGCCUCAACUUUCAGCUGGGACGUCCUCUUCCGUUGCACUUCCUCAGGCGGGCUUCGAAGGUGGCGAAUUCUGACGUAGAGAGACACACGCUGGCCAAGUACCUGAUGGAGCUGACCCUCCUCGACUACGACAUGGUGCACUAUCGGCCCUCGGAGGUCGCGGCCGCUUCGCUGUGUCUCUCUCAGCUGCUGCUUGACGGGCUGCCGUGGUCUCCAACGCAGCAGCACUACUCUACCUACGACGAGGCCCACCUGAAGCCGAUCGUGCAGCACAUCGCCAAAAAUGUUGUGACGGUGAACGAGGGGGAAUCGGCUGUCAAGAACAAGUACUCGAGCAGCAAGCUGAUGAAGAUCAGCCUCAUUCCUCAGCUGAAGUCGGCGAUCGUCAGGAACAUGGCGGCUCCUCUGCUCAACAACCCUUGAGGCGAACUUGCGCGUCUUCGUCAGCGGACGUUUCACUUGCACUUUAUUUUAGAUCGAUCACAACCUGUGGAGAAACCCUACCUAGUUUUUAAUAAAAUGUUUUUAGAAUUUUUGA
This is a messenger RNA of Xiphias gladius (swordfish), 1436 nucleotides long. Its product is annotated as G2/mitotic-specific cyclin-B2-like. The record is from RefSeq and is a predicted model, not a curated record. Gene Ontology annotation, biological process: regulation of cyclin-dependent protein serine/threonine kinase activity; mitotic cell cycle phase transition. Lineage: Eukaryota; Metazoa; Chordata; Actinopteri; Istiophoriformes; Xiphiidae. Gene Ontology annotation, cellular component: cytoplasm; nucleus; cyclin-dependent protein kinase holoenzyme complex. Gene Ontology annotation, molecular function: cyclin-dependent protein serine/threonine kinase regulator activity.